AAAGAAUCUUAUAAGUUAAGAAUUAUAAUUAAUUUUAACCGGUUAAUUGUCCAACAUAUGCAAGUUCAUGCCGGAAAAUGUAUUUGCAUGCUUCCAGAUAUUAUAGAGACAUUUAACCUCGGUAUAUUUCCUGGACAUAUCUAUUGUCUUUUGUUGGCACGUAAUGAAAACUCAAUAGUUC
Messenger RNA from Funneliformis mosseae, 181 nucleotides. The record is from the annotation of a GenBank genome assembly. NCBI's taxonomy places the organism in Eukaryota, Fungi, Glomeromycota, Glomeromycetes, Glomerales, Glomeraceae.